UCUGUGAGCGGCAUCAGUAACAGUAUUCACCCCGGCAAAUAUCUGGUAGUGUUGGACCUCAGACCACAAAUACUCCGGGUUCAUAGACUGCUGCCAUGUUGCGUUAUUUGUUUUGGAUUGAUGCGCAUUGCAAAGUUUUGUUUAGACAUAUACAACAGCGUGCUUUUGUGUGAUGGGUCCAAACCACCGAUGCAUUAGGCAGAUGCAAAAAAUACUAUUAAAACUAUUCGGAUGUAAGUGGACAGUGGGUGUAUGACGAGAGCUGGCUGAGUUAUCAUCUGUUUAAAAUGAUGCUUCCACUGGAAUACACAUUUAAAGUUCUUGGACCGGCCGGGUUUUCUCUUUACUUUGUAAUCACAGCUGGACUUCUGUCCUCGCUCGAGAGCACAAAAACGAGCCGAUUUAAGUCAGAAACAGGUCCUUCUCUUGAUGGAGUUUCCGACUAUGAAGUUGUUCAUCCUGUCAGAGUGGAUUCAAUUGGACACUUUCUGUCAAAUCAUGUUUCCCACCGUGUGAGUCGAGUUCAGAGAAGAGAGACGGGAAAGACCCCAGAGCGUCCGCCCCAGGUUUUCUACCAUCUGCAGUAUGGUGGUCAAGAGCUGCACUUUAAUCUCACGCUGAACCCUCAUCUGCUGGCACCCGGCUUCGUCACGGAGCGCAGAUAUGGUGGUCUUCAAGGGUCCACGCUACAUGGCCAUGGACAUUCUCUCUGUUACUUUUUGGGAGACGUGAGGAGCAGCACGCUGAAUGGGGGUCAAGCGUCUGUGAGCACCUGCAGUGGCCUGUCCGGACUCUUCCAACUCUCUGGAGAGGAAUUCUUCAUUAGCCCCUUGGAACCGACACCAGAAGAGUCCACACCGCAGGCUCAUGCCAUCUAUAAGCGACACGCUGACCAGUCAGAACACCAGCUGCCGCAGUCUCUGUUUGGGGAGCACAUGGGCAACGGGACCUGCGGGGUCAAAGAUCCUCGGGGAGUCGUGGAGCAGGUGGACAGGCGGAGAGAGCGCUGGGAAAGACGACAGCGCCGCAGACGGAUUACGCAGCGCUCUAUAAGCACGGAGAAGUGGGUAGAGACUCUGGUGGUGGCCGAUCCUAAAAUGGUGGAGUACCACGGUAGCAAAGGAGUCGUGAGCUAUGUGCUCUCAGUCAUGAAUAUUGUCGCAGGUCUGUUUCGGGACGCCAGCAUUGGAAAUGCCAUCAACAUUGUAGUUGUGCGUCUCAUUCUGCUGGAAAAUGACGAGGAGGAUUUAAAGAUUAGUCAUCAUGCAGACAACAGUCUCAACAGCUUCUGUAAAUGGCAGAAGAACAUUAAUAUGAAAGGUGAUGAGCAUCCAGUUCAUCAUGACGUGUCUGUUCUGCUCACCAGGAAAGACAUCUGCGCAGCUAUAAAUAAGCCAUGCGAGACGUUAGGUCUGUCUCACGUGGCUGGAAUGUGUCAACCUCAUCGCAGCUGCAGCAUCAAUGAAGAUACGGGCCUGCCCGUCGCAUUUACAAUAGCACAUGAGCUCGGCCACAACUUUGGAGUGCAGCAUGAUGGCCAUGGUAAUGAUUGUGAGCCCAUCGGGAAAAGACCCUUUGUGAUGUCUCCCCAGCUUCUGUACGGCACGUCUCCACCAAACUGGUCCCGCUGCAGCCGCGACUACAUCACACGCUUCCUCGAUCGUGGUUGGGGCUGGUGUUUGGAUGACCCUCCGGUCAGGAACGAGCUGGAAAUGCAGUCUGCUCCCCCCGGCGUGCUGUACAGCGCUGCUCACCAAUGCAAACUCCAGUACGGAUCCUCUUCCGUUCUCUGCGAUGACGUGGAUAACAUCUGCAGUACGCUGUGGUGCACCGUGGAUUCCACCUGUCAUUCAAGACUGGAUGGUGCUGUGGAUGGUACCAAGUGUGGUGAGGACAAGUGGUGUUUUGAUGGAGAGUGUGUGCCGAUGGGUUCCCGGCCUGCGAGGGUGAAUGGAGGAUGGGCUUCGUGGAGCGAGUGGUCCGAGUGCACUAGGACGUGCAGGGUAGGGGUUCAGAGCGCCCACAGGGACUGCGUUAACCCUGUACCCAAACAUGGAGGUAAAUAUUGUCUCGGAGAGCGUCGCAGAUAUCGAACAUGUAACCGAGACCGCUGUCCACCGGACCAGCCCAGCUUCAGAUACAUCCAGUGUAACCGCUUCAACACCAUCCCUUACAAGGGAAAGUUUUAUAAAUGGACACAUGUGAAUAACAGAGUUAAUCCGUGUGAGCUGCACUGUAGACCUGUGAAUGAACAUUUCUCAGAGCGGAUGCUGGACACGGUCAUCGACGGCACACGCUGCUAUGAAGGCGCUCACAGUCGGGACAUCUGCAUCAACGGCAUUUGCAAGAAUAUCGGCUGUGAUUAUGAGAUCGACUCGGAUGCUGUCGAGGAUCAGUGUGGCGUGUGUCAUGGAAACGGUUCUACGUGUGAAACUGUCAGAAAGACUUUUGAGAACAGUGAAGGACUUGGAUAUGUGGACAUAGGUCUAAUUCCAGAAGGGGCACGGGACAUCCGUAUCGAGGAAGUUGCUGAGGCUGGGAACUUUUUGGCAUUACGCAGUAAUGACCCUGAAAAAUAUUUCCUGAAUGGUGGAUGGACUAUCCAAUGGAACGGGGAAUACAAGGCUGCGGGAACGAUAUUCACUUACGAGAGGAAUGGACAACUGGAAAAUCUCUCUUCUCCAGGACCAACUAUGGAACUGGUGUGGAUACAGCUGCUCUUUCAGGAGACAAAUCCAGGAGUGAGAUACGAGUACACUAUAAGUACCACUCUUGUGGAGUCAAACAAUGGGUCUGCAUCUUAUUUCCAGUGGAUGUACGGUGCCUGGACCGAGUGCAGCGCUACAUGUGGAAGUGGUGCACAAAGACAAGCCGUGCACUGUGUGGAGAGAACAUCUGGAAUAGUUGAGGAACAAUACUGUGAUCCGUCGACCAGACCAGACGACAAACAGACUAGUUGUAAUAAGGAGCCGUGUCCAGCCAUGUGGUGGGUCGGGGACUGGCAGAAGUGCUCUUCGACUUGCGGUGACAUGAGCAUCAGUAAGAGAACAGUGCUCUGUAUUCAGAGUGUUGGGUUGGAUGAGCGGAAAGCACUGCUGCCUUCUGAAUGUCAACACUUGUCCAAGCCCGAAGCAAUUGCACCUUGCAACACACAUGUGCUUUGCCCUGCAGACUGGAUAACUGGAAACUGGUCAGAGUGUUCGGUGAGCUGUGGAGCAGGUCUCCGGACACGUCACGUGACCUGCAGCUGGAAUACCGGUGUGGAUUGCGAUCCAAAAGUCAAGCCUGAUUCAACCACAUCGUGCUAUGCUCAGAACUGCCCCACGGACUCCGACACCUUUGGCAGUGAUUGGUCAGGAAGUGGAGCGUCUAGCAAAGAAGUAUUCAAUGAGAUAAACGCGAUACCUCAUGGCAACCACGUGCCCAAAUUUGGCAUUGGUUCAAUAAGGAGUCAGCCCAAGGGCAACGUUGACCUCAAUGAUAUAGUGGAAGAUGAUUUCUCACAUUAUAGCCAUGUAGAAAAGUCUUCCGAAAAUUCUGUCGCGGACAAUCUUCUAGUGGACGAUUUUUAUUAUGACUAUAAUUUUAUUAAAUUUCACGAGGAUCUGUCGUAUGACUUUGAUAGAGAUGGCAAUGAUGUGUAUGAGAACUUGGGAGUGAAAGAUGGAGAUCUGAAAGGGACAGAUGUACCUGUAACAUCUACCUCAUUGCCGUCCACCAUUAUGGAUAAACACGUAACCACCGCUGUGCCGUCUGACAGCACUACCAGCAAAAAUACACAUGGUAAUGACUUGCUAGGUGAAAAUAACGACAAGCUUUUUGCCGAAGACUAUUUCCUUCCUGUCAUCACAACAUCUGAACCGUCCUCUACAGGUGCAAGGUUAUUUAACAAAUGGAAUGCAUCAGACUUUGAUCUUGGCUUACCUCAUGACUCCAGUACUACCAAAAACCCUCCACCAGCUCCAGGAACCUUGCAUCAACCUCAGGACAACCACACAUAUGAAGCUAUGCUGAAGGAGUUUUUGACACCUGAACCACUUGAGACAUCUGACAGAGAUGACAGAACUGAAGAUGUGAGGAACGAAGAGAAGUUUGGUGAUGAUGUUCCUGGAGGUGAAGGUGACUGGAAAAGCGGUCAAACAUUUAAACCGCCAUUAGAUGUGUUUCCAUCCAAAUGGAGUACGACGGCCUCUCCGACAAGCACAACUUCACACUCAUCUGAGCGACUCUCUUCCACUGAUGGCUUUGCAAACUAUGAAGAUUUGACUGAAUCAAAAACGUACAAUGAGAAUCAUGAACAAUGGUUCGCAGAGAGAGAUACUGUGACCUCGGAUAGCCUUUCUCAAGAUUUCACUCCCUCUCCAACUUCCUCCAGUUCAGCCAAACUUUACAGUAGUAUGACCUCAACAGCUGGAACAACUGCUCUACCUCCUACAGAUGUGGAAAGCCAUUUGGAGCCCCUUGUGACUGAAAUUCCAGACGCUACAUUUGGAACGGAGACAGAACGGAGUUGGACGUUCAGAGCCAGAGCGACUGUAGCUCAGUAUCCCAGCACAGAGCCUUGGGGUACCCCGGUCCCUCAUUGGACCGAGAUUGAUAACAAUGAGAUUAAAACAACCCGAAUCCUGACCCCUGUUGGUCUGAACCCAACGCUCUUUACUCCUAAUGAGCAGACAUCUCAGGGCACCGGCAGCAAUCCUUUUUCAAGCCCGCCGGUGCCUAUCGCGCUGGUGCCAUCUUCUUCCUCCCCUGCAUACUGGAGAAAAGGCAACUGGAGCGCAUGCUCAACAAGUUGUGGUCUUGGUGCCAUCUGGAGGUCGGUGUCGUGCAGCACUGGUGAUGAAGCCGACUGCGACAUUACCACCAGACCAGUGCCAGCGCGUCGCUGCUACCUUAGACCCUGCGCCGCAUGGAAGAUUGGAAACUGGAGCAAAUGCUCAAACAACUGUGGCGGAGGAGUGAAACGGCGAGAGAUCCAGUGUUACGACACGCGGGAUCUGAGGUCACUGCGGCCAUUUCAUUGCCAGGCAACGAGCCCCAGACCUCCUGUCCAAAUGACCUGUAGCAUACAGACGUGUUUAGAGUGGUACACCUCAUCUUGGGGACCGUGUUCAGAGUUGUGUGGAGGUGGAGAACAGCAGAGACUGGUAACGUGUCCUGAAACUGGGAGAUGUAAUGAGGACGUACAGCCUAGCUACAUUCAGGCGUGCAACGUGCAUCCGUGCACACAGUGGGUGACGGGGUCCUGGGGUCAGUGUUCAGCGUCUUGUGGAGGAGGGAUUCAGAGACGUCUGGUGAAAUGUGUCAACACUAAAGCCGAACUGGAGGAAGAAAAUGAGCACAUAGAUUGUGAUCAUGAACCCCGACCGAAGAACACACGAAAGUGUAACAUUCAAGAAUGUGAUGGCGCCCCCUCUGGUCAGCCGUGUUUACGUGACCAUUUGACACUCCGCUUCUGUCAGACUCUGCUGUGGCUCGGCCGAUGCCAGCUGCCGUCGGUCCGGACGCAGUGCUGUAAGACGUGCGGGCUGAACUCGAGGGGCAGCGAUCGAACCACACGCCGCUGAGAGUCGAGGGGAUUUAACACUCAUCCGGACCUGCUUCCAUUGAACAGGACCAAGACGGUUCUCAGUUGGUUUGGUUUCAGGAUACAGAAACAAGAUUUAUACCGUAGCAAAAUUGUUAUAUAAAUGUGUACAAAAUGUCGAUUCUAAAAACGGAUAUCUUUGACUUAACCUCAUGUUUUCCAAGGCAUAACUAAUGCUUUUUUUUAAAUAUUAUGUUUUUAUUUUAGAAACUGAGACCACAUACAAAAAACGUAUAAAAACAGUAUAGGGAAGCAGCAACUGCAAAAAACGAAUGCUUUAAUGUGACAAGCUUAAUAGUAACUAUAGGGCUGGGUAUCUAUUCUGAUGUUCCGAUUCGAUUCGAUUCCGAUUCUCGAUUCGAGUCAAUGAUUACCCAGAUAG
This is a messenger RNA of Triplophysa rosa, 5969 nucleotides long. RefSeq names its product A disintegrin and metalloproteinase with thrombospondin motifs 7. Gene Ontology annotation, molecular function: metalloendopeptidase activity. Gene Ontology annotation, cellular component: extracellular matrix. The transcript is spliced from 24 exons. Gene Ontology annotation, biological process: extracellular matrix organization; proteolysis. The coding region runs from base 288 to 5567 and encodes 1759 amino acids. NCBI's taxonomy places the organism in Eukaryota, Metazoa, Chordata, Actinopteri, Cypriniformes, Nemacheilidae. The record is from RefSeq and is a predicted model, not a curated record.